CUUAUUUCGAUUAAUUAAUUAGGCGACUAAAACAAAGGGACCACGACGAAAGGGGAUAUGUUUAAAAAGUUGAGCGGGCUGGUGUUUGUUGGGCAGUUUUAUUAAUAAAUAGGCUACUUUAGUCCACUUUCUUUUCUUUUCUAUGCAAUCAGAGCCCAGAGAAACUGCAAGGCAUCGAUGAAAAUAAGUCAUUGAGGAGAUAAAACCUUGAUCCAUUUAACCAUCUCAGGUCCGAUCGUUCAGCUUUUACAAAUACAUAUAGGAAUGUAUUUCAUUUAAAAACCUGAUGGAUUCACAAAUAAACUGCCUUGUGAUUGAGGAAUGAGCGCACGGCACCUCCACUUGAUUGCGCAAUCACAGUGCCGGCUGGUCAAAGAGGUGGGCGGGUCUGAAAGUUCGUGCUGAUGCUGAAGUAAAACAGUCCUCAAAGCCACAAUCAAUAAAUUAAUUACACGCGAAUGUUUAGGAAAAGAACAGGUCCUCCUGUGGACACAUUAAGUGCUUUUCCCCAUCGUACUUUUGUUGAAGUGGCCUAUUUGGCACUAAAAUGGUGCGUCCAUGUUCAUAUUUUGAAUUCAUGUACCGACAUCUCUUCUCAUCCCUCGUGCCUGAUGCACUUCAGACGACUUUGUAUUUGCACACGGUGCAAACAGCGUUAAUCACACGGCUGCGGCAAAUAUUUAGCUGUGUGUACUCUGCUUUGGUUUAAAGAAAGCUGAGCAGCUGUUUGGACGCUUUGCUGGCGAAGACAUUAAACAUCAGGCCAAACGGACUAGAGCAAGGCAGAGUUUGACUUUCUUUUUAAGUUAAUAGAAUCUUAGCGCAUGGUUGUUAUAAAUUUAAUGAUUUAAAAAAACGUUGGGACCUUUUCUGUACUGAUACUCUUGAAGACAUCAGUCAUGUUCACAAAUAAGAACCCAGAGAAAUCCCACCUGAUGACAGACAAGAAGAACACAUACGCCACAUCGGGGAGUGUGUCAUACCACGACGAAUUUCAGAAGGAUGGCACCGAAGGUGUCAAGCAUUGCCAUGACAACAGCCAUGCACAGGAGGAUCGAGAAAUGGAGAAAAAAGUUGCCAGGAGGAGGUUGUAUGUGGUUUCUGUUGUCUGCCUGCUUUUCAUGGUUGGUGAAAUUGUUGGUGGUUAUUUGGCAGGAAGCCUUGCUGUGAUGACGGACGCUGCUCACCUGCUGACAGACUUAACCAGCUUCAUCAUCAGCUUGUUUUCCCUCUGGCUGUCGUCAAAACCUGCCACACAGAAGCUCAGCUAUGGCUGGCACCGUGCAGAGAUCUUGGGUGCGCUCCUGUCAGUUUUUACUAUCUGGCUGGUAACUGGUGUGUUGGUGUAUCUGGCCGUGGAACGCCUUGUCAAUGAUGACUAUACCAUUGAAGGCAAUAUCAUGCUUAUUACUUCUGGCUGUGCAGUGGUGGCCAAUAUUAUCAUGGCAGUCACCCUGCACCAGUCUGGCCACGGCCACAGCCACGGUGGGCUCAGCUCCCCUGGGCAUGGGCACAGUCAUGGUCACAAGAGAGGAAAAGAAAAAAAUCAGAUGCCAAACAGCAUCCGUUCAAAUGAUGAGUGUAUAGAUAUGGAGCAAAAUCAGGCAAAUCAUGGUGGGAGGACUCAGCAGGCCAAUGCAAGUGUGCGAGCAGCGUUUGUACAUGUGAUGGGAGAUCUUCUCCAGAGUGUCAGCGUGCUCGUCAGUGCAAUCAUUAUCUUCUUUAAGCCAGAAUAUAAGAUUGCUGACCCCAUCUGCACCUUCCUGUUCUCCAUCCUGGUUCUGUGCACCACCAUCACCAUCAUGAGAGACAUCCUUCUCGUCCUGAUGGAGGGCAUCCCAUCUGGAGUGAAGUACAGUGAAGUGCAGGACCGUUUGUUAGCAGUGAAUGGCGUCACAGCUGUUCACAACCUUCACAUCUGGGCCCUCACCAUGAACCAGGCUGUGCUCUCGGCACACGUAGCUAUAGAUGAUACAGUUGAUGCUCAGACUGUUUUAAGAGAAAUGACACAGGCUUGUUUCUCCUCCUACAACUUCCACUCUGUUACGAUUCAAAUGGAGAGGGAGGCCGACCUGAAGCCUGGAUGCAUGCUGUGUGAAAACCCUAAGAAAUAGAAACCUGCUGGGAUUCCUUUUCCGAUCCCAUCAAAAUGAGGACAGGCUUUAGCUUUAGCAUCUGGUGAUAAUAAUGGAAAUUCUUUGAGGGUUUCCUUUCAAUGUGAAAUUUGUGUUGCAAUGUUUUAAGUGCCUUUGUAUUAAAAGUCUUGGAAAUGUUAUUUAAAUAAGGAUGACACAGGACAUAAAUGAUUUUAGGGGAAACCUAAUCACCCUGUUAGUAGUUUUAUCUUAAAUGCAGCUUCCAUUUGUUGUUUCUUUUUAAAAUGGUAUGAAAUUAAAAUUUGGGUGUCCCUUUUGUUAUAUAAAACCAGUAACUCAAAAUAUGAAUCAGCCACAAUAUUGAAAACACUGACACAAAUUACAACAAUCAAUGCAAGGUUUUGAUGAAAAUCUUGGGUUUUGGUUGAAUCUCUGUUCUACUUCUAAAAUCCAAUUCUAAUCCAGCAUUUGCAGAAGGGGUGGAUAUAGACCUAGGCCAACAAGAUUCCAUCCUGCAGCCUAGACAACUAAACAGAUCUACUGCAAAUAUCUCAUAAUCAGACAUCCCAAGACGUCCAGUGUUCAUACCCUGAUAGGUCAGCGCUGUUCUGACAGCAUGGGGAAGGCAGGUUGUUUUGAUGUUGUGGCUGAUCAGUUUUUAUUGAUCAAACUAUGGUGCUGAAGAGCUGUUUAAGCAUCAAUUUAGAAUACUGUAUGAAUCACCUCUAGAAGACAGUUUGGUUGUUUAAGACCAGUUUAUAUUUCUGUUUCAUGGACUGUUACACUGGAAACCUGCAUCAUGUAGUUUCAUCAAAGAUAAAAUCCUUUUUUUGAUUGCUUUUAUCAGCUGCAAGCUGCAGUCAGUUAUUGAAUAAAAUCAAAAUUUUUUAAA
Messenger RNA from Melanotaenia boesemani (Boeseman's rainbowfish), 2988 nucleotides. Its product is annotated as zinc transporter 2-like. The record is from RefSeq and is a predicted model, not a curated record. Gene Ontology annotation, biological process: insulin secretion; response to glucose; response to zinc ion. Gene Ontology annotation, cellular component: plasma membrane. Gene Ontology annotation, molecular function: zinc ion transmembrane transporter activity. NCBI's taxonomy places the organism in Eukaryota, Metazoa, Chordata, Actinopteri, Atheriniformes, Melanotaeniidae. Bases 900 to 2114 code for a protein of 404 amino acids. The transcript is spliced from 9 exons.